This is a messenger RNA of Pteronotus mesoamericanus, 855 nucleotides long. RefSeq names its product paired like homeobox 2A (gene PHOX2A). Lineage: Eukaryota; Metazoa; Chordata; Mammalia; Chiroptera; Mormoopidae. The record is from RefSeq and is a predicted model, not a curated record. Gene Ontology annotation, molecular function: RNA polymerase II transcription regulatory region sequence-specific DNA binding; DNA-binding transcription factor activity, RNA polymerase II-specific. Gene Ontology annotation, biological process: regulation of transcription by RNA polymerase II. The coding region runs from base 1 to 855 and encodes 284 amino acids. The transcript has 3 exons.
AUGGACUACUCCUACCUCAAUUCGUACGACUCGUGCGUGGCGGCCAUGGAGGCGUCCGCCUACGGCGACUUCGGCGCCUGCAGCCAGCCUGGCGGCUUCCAAUACAGCCCCCUGCGGCCCGCCUUCCCCGCGGCCGGGCCGCCCUGCCCCGCGCUCGGCUCCUCCAACUGCGCGCUUGGCGCUCUACGCGACCACCAGCCCGCGCCCUACUCGGCAGUGCCCUACAAGUUCUUCCCGGAACCGUCGGGCCUGCACGAGAAGCGCAAGCAGCGGCGCAUCCGCACCACGUUCACGAGCGCGCAGCUCAAGGAGCUGGAGCGUGUCUUCGCAGAAACUCACUACCCGGACAUUUAUACGCGGGAGGAGCUGGCGCUCAAGAUCGAUCUCACUGAGGCUCGCGUGCAGGUUUGGUUCCAGAACCGCCGGGCCAAGUUCCGAAAACAGGAGCGAGCGGCCAGCGCCAAGGGUGCGGCGGGCGCGGCUGGAGCCAAAAAGGGCGAGGCGCGCUGCUCGUCCGAGGACGACGACUCCAAGGAGUCCACGUGCAGCCCCACGCCCGACAGCACCGCGUCGUUGCCGCCGCCCUCCGCGCCCGGCCUGGCCAGCCCGCGCCUGAGCCCCAGCCCGCUGCCCGCCGCCCUGGGCUCCGGGCCCGGGCCUGGCCCGGGGCCACAGCCGCUCAAGGGCCCCCUGUGGGCCGGCGUGGCAGGCGGUGGGGGCGGCGGGCCCGGCGCGGGGGCGGCGGAGCUGCUGAAGGCCUGGCAGCCGGCAGAGCCGGGGCCCGGGCCCUUCUCCGGGGUUCUGUCCUCCUUUCACCGGAAGCCCGGCCCCACCCUGAAGACCAAUCUCUUCUAG